GUUAUCUUCCAGAAGCCCAACAUCAUGCUGCGUCUGGGAGUGUUCGGCCGCCGCCAGGUCCGAGCGUCGACGUCGACUGCAUGGAAAAUGUCUUUCUUGAGCUCCUCCUCUCGAGAAUUCAGCGCCGCAGUGAACGAUAACACUGGGGCGUUUUCGCAUUACGUCCACAACAAGGAAAUGGCCGAAAAAUCACCAAGUGGCAUCCUCAAACCAGAUCUGGCAACAUUCAAACGGCUGCCCAGCUUGGACGAGCCGAUUCCAGGGCUGCCCGUGCUGAAACCGGCAAGCCAAUUACAAGCACCACGAACUGAGACGACGGUGUUGCCAAAUGGACUUCGCGUGAUUUCACAAGAAACGUACGGCCAGGCGUCGACGGUAGGUCUGUUUGUGGACGCAGGGAGUCGCUUCGAAGAUGAUUCGAACACGGGAAUCACGCACAUGAUGGAGCACCUCGGGUUUAAAAGUUCACACUCCAGGAGCCAUGCCGACCUUGUUCGGGAAUUUGAAGACAUUGGCGCCCAGACGACGUCGUCCAGCGGCCGCGAGCAGCUCAUCUACACGGUGGACGUGCUUCGUGACAAUGUCGAUCGGGCGCUGGAGCUGCUCGCGGACGCGUUUGUGAACCCAGCGAUCCUCGAAGACGAAGUCGAAAUGACCAAAGUCAUUAUGAAAAUCCAGUCUGAGGACCUAAAGGAGAACCCGCAGAUGUUCCUGCAAGAGCGCAUCCACAAGGCUGCCUACGGCGAGCAACACACUCUGGGGCGACCGCUCCAGUGCCCGCUGGAGAAUGUCGACGCGCUGAACCGAGACACGGUCGUGGCGUACAUGAACAAGUUUUUCGUCGCUCCGCGCAUUGUGCUGGCAGGGUCUGGCAUCGAGCAUGCCGUGCUCGUGGAAAUGGCCAAGAAGUACUUUGGCGCGCUCAAGGGACCCGAGGUCCCAGAGAAAGUGGCUGUCGAGCCAGCCGUGUACCGAGGUGGCCUCGAGGCGAUUGAGAACGUCGACGCACCGUUCUCGUACGCGUCGCUCGCGUUUCCGACGGGAGGAUGGCAUCAUGCAGAUUUAGUGCCAGUGUGUGUGCUGCAGACGCUGCUCGGCGGCGGCGACUCGUUCUCGGCAGGUGGCCCUGGCAAAGGCAUGUAUUCCCGAUUGUACACGCACGUGCUGAAUCGAUACUACUGGGUCGAGUCGGCGCAAGCGUUCUCGUCGCUUCACAACGACACAGGGUUGCUUGGAAUCUAUGGCGCGUGCAUGCCGGAGGCGACCGGUCAGUUGGUCGGCCUCCUCGUCAACCAACUGCUCUCGAUUGCAUUGCAUGGUGUGGACGCGACCGAGUUGUCUCGCGCCAAGAACCAGCUCAAGUCGUCCGUCUUGAUGAACUUGGAGUCGCGGAUGAUUCUAUACGAAGACAUUGGUCGCCAGUUGCUCACGUACGGUGAACGUGAAAGCCCCGACGUGAUCUGCGCCAAAGUCGACGCGGUCACAGCGGCCGACCUCCAGCGCGUCGUCCGGGAGGCGAUGGAGCACAAGCCAAGCCUCGUGUACAUGGGCAAGCUCACCGACUUUCCGAGCUACGACAACGUUGCCCAAGCCAUCCACCAAGUGUUCAACCAGCCAUCUCCGUCGCCGUAGCCGCUCGGUGUCGUAGAAGUUUGGUAGGUAUAAAAUGCAUCAUGAAUUCCCACACACACACAAUUCGCUGCGAGUGGCGUUUUCGAGACA
Molecule: messenger RNA, 1722 nt
Organism: Aphanomyces invadans
Lineage: Eukaryota; Oomycota; Saprolegniomycetes; Saprolegniales; Verrucalvaceae
Exons: 10
Coding region: 25-1632 (535 amino acids)
Biological process (GO): proteolysis
Cellular component (GO): mitochondrion
Molecular function (GO): metalloendopeptidase activity; metal ion binding
Source: RefSeq, a predicted model, not a curated record